UAGCGUGACAUACUUUCCUCUGUGAUCGCCUGCCUUCCGCCUGGCUUCUGGACACAGCGGAUUAUGCCCACUAACUUUGGCUGCGCACUUCCCAGGAGGCACAACAAAAAGGUUUUCUUUACCAUUUUACACACAGUUUCAACAGAAAAGUGACUUGUAUGACAGCGGAAAUGACUGUGGGCAGGGAUAUGGCUGAGUUUAUUCCUCAGAAGGAGAUUGUGUAUAAUGGCUUGCUGCCUUACUCUGACCGGUUGGACCGGGAGGCCACGGAACUGUUGGCGGAGAUCAAAGCGAACCUGUGCAGAGCUGUCCUCCUCAGAGAGCUGUGGCCCGGGGUCGCUUUCUGGUCCAGGAAACUUUUCUCGUUUCUGAAGCUGUACGGCCGCAGGUUCAGCAAAGAUGACCACAUCCUCUUCAUCAAGCUGCUCUAUGAGUUGGUCACGCUCCCAAACCUGGAGCCACACAUGAUGCAGAGCUAUGCCAGGCUGCUCAUUCAGCUUCUCAAGAAGAAAGAACUUCUAUCACGGGAUGACCUCCAGCUGCCGUGGCGGCCGCUCUAUGAUCUCUACGAGAGGGUUUUCUACUCCAAAACCGAGCACCUUGGGCUCAUCUGGUUCCCUAACAACGUGGACCACAUUUUGAAAGCUUUGAUCAAAAGCUGCAGACUGUAUUUCCCUGCAUCAUCCACCAAAGAGAUGCUGGAUGAGUGGCGCCCCCUGCUGUGUGUGUUUGAUGUGGUCAUGCAGAAGGCCAUCAGCAACAUGGAGCUGUUCCUGCCUACCAUCAUGCCCCCGGAGGAACACAGCCAGGGCUUCCAGUUGUGGUUUGAUGAAUUAAUGAAUCUUUGGAUGUCAUUGCAAAAUCAGCCAAGCUGGGAAGGGCACUUGGUGAACCUGUUUGCUCGCCUUGCCAAUGAUAACAUAGGCUACGUGGACUGGACCCCUUAUAUUCCCACAAUCUUCACCAGGAUCCUACGAAGUCUGAACCUUCCAGUUGGGGUCAGUCAGAUGGUGUCACCUCGGUAUCUUACCAACUCCUAUGACAUUGGAUACAUAGUGUUGUGGGUGACAGCACUUCUGGGUGGACCAGGAAACCCUGCACAGAAAGAGCUGACCUGCCUCUUCAACAGCAUCGCGUCCUUCUACCAUCCAUCCAAUCACGGUCGCUGGCAGUCUCGACUGAUGAGGCUGCUUCAGCGUCUUCCAGCGAGCGUUGUGCGCCGUGUGCACCGGGAACGUCACGCUUCCCCUUGCUGGAUCACACUGGUCCCUGAGCAUCAACAGUUAACAGAUGCGGAUCUGCAGGAGUUCACCCGCAGCCUCACUGGAGCCUCCCUUCUGGCUAUGUUCAGUAAAACUGACAGUACAGAUGCAGCGUACGCUCUUCAGAACCUGGCUCUCCUCACACCAGAGCUUGUCAUACCACCUGUUCUUGAGAAAACCUAUGCAGCAAUGGAGACCCUGACUGAGCCGCACACCCUCACUGCCACCCUCAGCUGCAUGAUUGGGAUGGCUCGCAGUCUUGUUUCCCCUAACAACCAUUACCCAGAGGGCCGUGUGCACGUGCUCCCACUGCUUAUGGGCUCUCUGCCAGGGGUGGACCCCAAUGACUUUAGCAAGUGUAUGAUAACGUUCCAGUUCAUCACCACCUUCACCACUCUGGUGCCUUUAGUGGAUUGUUCGUCUGCUCCCUCCCAGCGCAAUGAUCUCACAGAGAUUGAAAAGGAUCUGUGUUUCGCUUCGGCUGAGUUUGAAGACUUUGUUCUGCAGUUCCUGGACAGGUGCUUUGCUCUGAUAGACAGCAGUACCCUGGAACAGACACGAGAUGAGAUGGAGACGGAUACUCAGACUCAUUUGGAAAGCCUGGUGGAGUUGGGCCUUUCCUCCACUGUGAGCACAAUCUUAACACAGUGCUCGCUGGAGAUAUACAAGGUUGCAUUGCAGAAAGUGUUUAACUUUGCCACCUCAAACAUCUUCGAGACAUGCGUGUCAGGCAGGAUGGUGGCUGACAUGUGCAGAGCUGCAGCAAAGUGUCAUCCUUCCGAGUCUCUCCGACUGUUUGUCCCUCACUGCUGCAGCAUCAUCUCCCACAUUACUGACAGUGAGGAGCUGCAGAGUGAAGAUGAGCUGGAUAAGGAGCUGCUGUGGAAUCUCCAGCUGCUCUCUGAGGUAACCCGUGUGGAUGGCAAACAGAUGUUAAAAUAUCAAGGCGACCUGGAGCGGAUCUUGCGUGUGUGUGUGCGUCUGCGCUGCAAACGGGCGUACACACUCGCCUGCAGUCUUCUGGAGCACACACUCCGAUCGUUUUCCCUCAUCUAUCCCACUGAGUACCGCAGCACCUCUGGCAGCUUUGACACUGACCUCCCUAUUUGGGACUGGGGCAGACCAGGAGAUGUGGCAGCGUUGGGUGUGUGUUGGCAUGUGCCUGGACCGGAGGAGGAAAGCUUUGUUUUCCAUCUUUUGUCCCACCUCCUGCACCCUGAGCUGCAACGAAUCAAGGGCCAUGUCUCUGGAGAGCAGCCAAUGAGCAGAGAGGAGUUGUUGCAGAGUCUCGCUAUUGUGCAGCACUGCCUUCUUGGAGCUGGAAAUCUGCUGCCCCCACUGGAUGGACCACACGCAUCCGACCUGGUUUCCUCCAUGGUGAAUCUUGGGGAGGUCAAGCCGUAUAUAGGUGUUGACUACGAUGCUUCACGGGAGAACUACCGAGAGUCCAUCUGCCAAACCAUGAGACUGCUGCUACAUCACAUCUUAGAGCACUCAGAGGAUGAUACAAAGUCGCUGUUUGUCAUUAUUAAGAUCAUCAGUGACCUCAUGUUUUUCCGAGGCACUCAGAAGAAGGAGUUUGACUCACGCUGGAAAAGCUUCACCCUCGUCAAGAAGUCCAUGGAAAACAGGCUUCUCGGGAAGAAGCAGCACAUUAGAGCUCUACUCAUUGACCGGAUUUUGCUCCAGCAUGAGAUGAGAAAGAUGGUUGUGGAGGGGAGUGAAUAUAAAGUGGUUCAUCAGGAUCUGCUCUGCGAUCUGCUGCUGCUUUCUACCAGCACUUACAGCCAGGGUGCUCUGUACUGCCUUCUGGGUAUGUACAGUGGUAUUCCUAUGGCCAGUGCGAGGGACUGGGAAUGGGUUGGACAGGUGUGGCCCGCUCUGGUCCGCUGCGGCUUAUCACCCACAAUGAGCCUGGAAAAACCCUCAAUCGGUCGUCUGCUUGAUGACAUCACUGACAGGAUCCUUCGCCAGCAUGACACCAUCGGAAUCAACUUCACUGUGUCUGAGGGAUGUGUAGAAGUAGCCUUUCAGAUUGCACAAUCGAAAAAUCCCACACCUUGUUUAGAGGCACCAUCCAAAGAGGAGAUAAAAGAAGGGCUUCAGCGUCAGCGAAUUAGAAAUGUGGUUGCUGCACGGAAAUAUGAAAAGUUAGUCAAUGACCUCUUGGACUGCCUUGAAGACAGAGACUUACCCUGGAAGUUUGAGCACAUGGCCACAGAGUGGCUAUCUCUCUUGUUGAGGGAGGAUCACCCACUUCCCCCUGACGCUGUCCUCUACUUCACACAGAGCCUCGUGCAUGAUUCCAUCAGCGUACGCAAGGUUGCAAUCUCGGCAAUGGCUGGUAUCCUGAAGCAGCUGAAACGACUGAGUAAGAAAGUGGCCGUAAAUCCAUCAGAUAUCAGUGGGAUCGAGGAAACUGAUGGGCUGUGCGUGGGGGAUCGGGAGGGAAAUCGCUGGCUGCAGUACGACAGCAACAACCUACCUCUAACUCAGGAAAAGUGGGACUCAGAGUGUUUUGUGGAGAAGACACACUGGGGAUACUACUCGUGGCCGAGAGAAAUGAUGAUCUAUGCAUCUUCGGAAAAGCCAAAAGAUGACCUGCCAUACGAGGAGAUGAGUGAGGGUGAAAAGAUCAUCUUUGAAUACUUCUCGGACCCAGAAUUUAUUGAUCAGCUGAUCGAGUUUCUCUCUCUGGAGGAUCGGAAAGGAAAGGACAGCUUCAACCCUCGACGUUUUCUCCUCUUCAAGGGGCUCUUUCGUAACUAUGGUGACGCAUUCCUGCCAUUACUACGGCCUCACCUGGAGCAGCUUGCCAGUGACCCCCAUGAGAGCUCCCAGCGCUGUGUGUGUGAGAUUACUGCAGGGUUAAUCAGAGGCAGUAAACACUGGAGCUUCGGCAAGGUGGAAAAGUUAUGGCAGCUUUUGUGCCCUUUGAUCAAGACGGCAUUAACCAACAUCACAGUGGAAACCUACACAGACUGGGGAACCUGCAUCGCUACUGCUUGUGAGGGAAGAGAACCCAGGAAACUCCACUGGCUGUUUGAGUUGCUGAUGGAGAGCCCCCUCAGCGGAGAGGGCAGCUCAUUCAGAGAUGCCAGUUUGCUGUAUGUGCUUCAGGGAGGUCUGGCUCAGCAGCAGUGGAGAGUUUCUGAACUGCUGCACAGGCUGCUAGCCUACCUGGAGCCCAAGCUCACCCAGGUGUAUAAAAAUGUCAGGGAGCGCAUUGGCAGUGUCCUGACCUAUAUCUUCAUGAUAGACGUGGCUCUGCCCCACACCCGGCCCACUACCUCCCCCCAUGUGGCAGAAUUCGUCACACGGGUCCUAGAGCGACUCAAGCCCCUCACAACGGAGCCGGAGAUCCACAACCACGUACACGAGGAGAACACCCAGGAGACAGAUGAGCGCACCCAGGCUGUCAAACUACUCAAGACGGUCUUAAAAUGGCUGAUGACGAGUGCAGGGCGAACCUUUACCACUCCUGUUCAACAGCAGCUACAGCUCCUGCCUCUACUCUUCAAGAUUGCCCCGGUGGAGAUUGAUGAGAGCUAUGAUGAGAUGAAGCAGGAUGCACGCACGUGUCUCUCUCUCAUGUCCCAGGGCCUGCUGUAUCCUGAGCACAUCCCUCUGGUUUUGGCUGCACUGGAAGAGAUGGCAGGCAGCAGGUCAUGGCAUGCACGCUUCUCAGUGCUGACCUACCUCCAGAUCAUGGUUUUCUACAAUUUGUUUACUCUGCUCAGUGUGCCCGCUGAGGUUCUCCGCAUUCGAAAACUGGUGAUGCAGCUGCUGCUAGAUGAGCAGCUUGAGGUGAGGGACAUGGCAUGCACCACCCUCAGUGGUUUACUGCAGUGCCAGUUCUUCCCUCUGGACUCCAGUUUGCAGACACAGCUCCAGACGCUGAGUCAGACUUGCCUCCCCAAGGCCCGGGGGGAGCUGGCCUCUACAGAUUUAGUGCGGCGCCAUGCUGGAGUGCUCGGCCUCAGUGCGUGCAUCCUGUCGAGCCCCUAUGAUGUCCCAGACUGGAUGCCUCAGAUAUUGAUGGACCUGAGCAGCCAUCUCAAUGACCCACAGCCUAUAGAGAUGACGGUGAAGAAGACCUUGUCAGAAUUUCGGCGUACUCACCACGAUAACUGGCAGGAGCAUCGACAGUGCUUCACUGACGAUCAGCUGCUCGUGCUCACAGACCUGCUGGUGUCACCCUGUUAUUACGCCUAGACAGCAAUUUCCUGCCUUCCCAGGUCUUCGUAACCCAUGUAGGACCACUACCAGAGAAAUUAAUUACACAACGGCUGGGAACUCCAGUCUUGUGCAGCCUGUAAAAUAAUAUCUGAUAAUGCUAGCAGGGCGCUCUCCCUCUGGAACCUCACUUGCCACCGUUGGCCUUCACUAAACCCAGCAAGUAAGCAAUCCUGGGCAAAAUGGUUUCAAAUUUUUAACUAGCAUGGUAUUUUUAGUCAAAGGUGGCCACUUUAGAGGGAAAGGUUUGGUUUAUAUUGAGAAAGUCUUUUUAUUGCUAAUCAUCAUUGUUCCGGUAUGUACUUUUAAAAGAGUUCUAACUUGUGCACGUUAUUAAAUACAAGGAAGACAUUUCUUCAUGAUAAUGUUCAUGUGUGAAAUUAUAAUAAUAAUAUAUAUAAAUGUAUGCAAUAUAUUCAGAAAAUAUUUGUGAAAUUGUAAUAUAAAAAUUAUCGUUGUUGUAUUUCUACAGCUAUAUUGUAAUACAACACUUAUAAAGCUAUUUUAAAGCACUCAUGAUAUAUAAUACCUCAUAUUGAC
Molecule: messenger RNA, 6038 nt
Organism: Neolamprologus brichardi
Lineage: Eukaryota; Metazoa; Chordata; Actinopteri; Cichliformes; Cichlidae
Source: RefSeq, a predicted model, not a curated record